UCCUCGCGUCGCACUCUGCUGUAGUCACUCGUGGUGGAGCCGCGUGCCACCACAAGGCUUGUGGGCUCGCUUCACAGCACUGUCCCCCCUCAUGGCCGCCCCCCGGUCAGACUCACGCGCCACGCCUGGAGCAUCCCCACCCGCGGCCCCGCACCUGCUCCUGCUCCUGCUCCUGCUCCUUCUGCCCCCCGCCCCGGCUGCAGCCAUGGCCCACAGACGCCCCCGGAGCCAGGGCGGCGCCUGGAGCCCCGACGUGGCCUGUGGCCAUCGUUACAUACAGGGGAAGAUUUUGGGGGGCACGGAUGCCCUGGAGCGGAGGUGGCCAUGGCAGGUCAGUGUGCACUACAGAGGCUUCCACGUCUGCGGAGGGUCCAUCAUUGAUGAGUACUGGGUCCUCUCAGCUGCCCACUGCUUCAACAGGGACAAGAACAUGGAGGCGUUUGACAUAUACGUGGGGCUGGUGGACCUCAGGCUUGCGGGCAAUCACACCCAGUGGUUUGAGGUCAACAAGGUGAUCGUGCACCCCACCUAUGAAGUGUACCACCCUGUGGGAGGCGACGUGGCCCUGGUGCAGUUGAAGUCCCGCAUCGUGUUUUCUGACUCUGUGCUCCCAGUGUGCAUCGCAUCCCCAGAUGUGAACCUUCACAAUGCCACUUGCUGGUCUACAGGGUGGGGACUCGUCUCCCCACAAGGCUAUGUCCCCAACAAGCUGCAGGAGGUACAGAUACCUCUGAUCCCAUUGCCCCUGUGCCGGCUGCUCUACGGACACCUGUCGUACAUCAUGCUGGACAUGCUGUGUGCCGGGGACAUCAGGGACAUGAGGACCGUGUGCGAGGGUGACUCUGGGGGUCCACUCGUCUGUGAAUUCAACCACACCUGGUUGCAGGUUGGCAUAGUGAGCUGGGGCCGUGGGUGCAUGUACCCUAUGUAUCCUGCAGUCUACGCCCGCGUCUCCUACUUCUCCAAAUGGAUCCAUUACCACAUGGAGCACACACCCCCACCUUCUCAGCCACUCCCCGCCCUUGCCCGCAUGCUGGGGGUCUCUGUCAGCAUCCUUGUGGCCCUGCUGGCUGUCCUGCCCAUGUUGUGA
Mustela lutreola (European mink) is the source of this 1090-nucleotide messenger RNA. It is a transcript of the gene PRSS38, whose product is annotated as serine protease 38. NCBI's taxonomy places the organism in Eukaryota, Metazoa, Chordata, Mammalia, Carnivora, Mustelidae. Bases 92 to 1090 code for a protein of 332 amino acids. Gene Ontology annotation, molecular function: serine-type endopeptidase activity. The transcript has 5 exons. Gene Ontology annotation, biological process: proteolysis. The record is from RefSeq and is a predicted model, not a curated record.